AUGCGCGUCUUUUCGGAGGAACUCAGGGAGGAGGAGCUGAUUGACAAUUUGAGAGAUGAUUUGCUGCAAGAAACUGAUUUGGCAGAGGCCGUUGAGGCCCCCGAGGAUUCCAAGGAGUCCGAGGAGUCGCCUGCAGAUCUGGAUGACGAGGAGAUUACGGAUCUCUUCCAAGAAGAAAACACAUCGCAGCUGCUAAGUGCUGUUCAGGAGCGUGCGGCCCUGGUGGUGGGUGAAGCGGCUUUGGACACUGGGGAGCUCUCCUUAGCAGAGGACAUCAUUGCAAGGCUCCAGAGGGAGGAGUCCUCGGCUGCGGCGGCGGAGCUGUUGAUGGAGAAGGCCGUGUGCAUCUCCCGCUCCGACUGUGCACCUUUUCGGAAGACGUUUGGACAGCUGGAGGAGUUGCUGUUGUUGGUCCAACAGGAUGUCAAUAUGACACCCUGGACCGCCGACCGUUGGAACCGCCUCAUCCUGUCUGUUGGACGAGAGCAAGAACUUUGUCACGUGGAACGGGUCUUUGACUUUAUGCAGCAAUUCCAGGUGAAAGGAGACAAGGAGACGGAUGCAGCUGUAGCUCAGCUGGCAGUGACCUCUCUGGAGGUGGUGCAGCAGGUUGAAGCCGCUGCCACAACUUCCAGAGGCGCAUCCAAGGAACAGCAGCCAUCCUUGAGGUGCUCCUGCUUGGCAGCAACGGAAUGCGAACCCCUGGCCGGGCUUCCUCAGAGGGAGGAUUACUUUCCACUAGGUCGCAGACAUUUUCCGGUUGCGCAGUUGCCCCCACUGAGCGCCAUGAAUGGAGCGAGCCCUCAAGGCUUUCCGUGUGAACGGAUACUGGUGAAGAAUCUGCCGCCCAAUUCCACUGAGGGCAGUGUCAGACAACUUUUUGGGACCUAUGCUGGGGUUGCAGGCAUACGGAUGUUGCCGCCAAUACCUGGCAAGCCUGGCUUGGCUGCAUACAUCACCUUCACGAACUUGGCUGAGGCCAAGUGGGUGGUGGAAAACAUGCACAACAAUCCAUUGCAGGGUUUGCCUGAGCCUCUGCAACUGAGCUAUGACAAUGUUGUCAAGGGCCAAACAAAAGGUGGCAAGGGCCCCUAUGACGGCCCAUGGCAGAAGACUAUCAUGUGCAGAUACGUCCAAAGCAAAGGAUCCUGCAGAAAUCAGGAUACAUGUCCCUAUGCCCACAGCGAGUGGGAACUGAAUGCUGCGAAAGGCAAAGGCAAAGGCUUUGAGAAAGGCUUCGAGAAGGGGUUUGAGAAGGGCUUCGAGCCUGGAUAUGGCCCUAUGAAAGGCGGCAUGCCAAAGGGACCCCCCGAGAUGGGCAUGGGCAAAGGUCCUAUGCCGGGGAAAGGACCAAUGGGCCCGAUGGGCCCGAUGGGCCCAAUGGGCCCAAUGGGCCCACCGGGACCGAUGGGCAAAGGACCUAUGUCCAUGGGCAAAGAUGGCAAAGAUGGCAAAGAUGGCAAAGGGGGCAAAGGACCCGGACCUGGAAGUGCAGGGUACAAGACCAGACUUUGUGCCUUUUGGCAGAAAGGCCAAUGUACUCGAGAGUCUUGCAACUUUGCACAUGGAGAGGAAGAAAUGAAGUGAAGACGCCAAGACGACUGGCCUGAGGUUCCACUGACCCUUCUGCCCCUAGUUUGAAACUCUUCUUGGCAUGUAACAACCGC
Messenger RNA from Cladocopium goreaui, 1667 nucleotides. NCBI's taxonomy places the organism in Eukaryota, Dinophyceae, Suessiales, Symbiodiniaceae. The record is from the annotation of a GenBank genome assembly.